Striga hermonthica is the source of this 1911-nucleotide messenger RNA. Lineage: Eukaryota; Viridiplantae; Streptophyta; Magnoliopsida; Lamiales; Orobanchaceae. The record is from the annotation of a GenBank genome assembly.
AUGGGAGUUUCCGCCGCCGAAAAGAAGGCUAAGCAUGUCUCAAGCCCAGCUCCUCCGGCCUACACCAAAGACGAAACUUAUCUUCAGACCGUAAUACCCAAACGCAUUGAGCUUUUCGAAUCCUUGAAAAAUCAACAGAACCUCAGUCGCCUUUCGCUUUCUCCUGAUCCCAUCCAGAUUACAUUGCCGGAUGGGAAGGUGAAAGAAGGCAAGAAGUGGAGCACGACGCCGUUUGAUGUUGCCAAGGAGAUAUCAAAGAGUUUGGCGUCAAACGCGUUGAUCUCGAAGGUAAAUGGGGUGCUGUGGGAUAUGAGCCGGCCAUUGGAAGGAGACUGCAAGCUCGAGCUGUUUACCUUUGAUACUGAUGAGGGCCGUGAUACCUUCUGGCAUUCAAGUGCACACAUUCUUGGCGAGUCAUUAGAGCAGGCAUAUGGGUGUCGAUUAUGCAUUGGGCCUUGCACUACAAGGGGGGAGGGGUUUUAUUAUGAUGCAUUUUAUGGUGAUCUGGGACUGAAUGAGGACCACUUUAAACAGAUUGAAGCAGCUGCCAAGAAAGCUGUUGAUGAAAAACAACCCUUCGAGCGCAUUGAAGUCACAAGGGAACAGGCUCUUAACAUGUUUUCGGACAACCAGUUCAAGGUUGAAAUUAUCAAGGAUUUGCCAGAGGAUAAAACAAUCACAGUGUAUAGGUGUGGUCCGUUGGUUGAUCUUUGUCGUGGACCUCACAUACCUAACACAUCUUUUGUGAAAGCAUUUAGCUGUUUGAAGGCAUCAUCAGCUUAUUGGCGUGGAAAUAAAGACGUGAAAGUUUGCAAAGAGUCUAUGGCAUAUAUCCAGAUCAAAAACAGUCAGUACUGGAAGAGAGGCUAUGAAGAGGUGUGGACUCCAAAUAUGUACAAUAUGCAGCUGUGGGAAACAUCUGGUCAUGCAGCAAACUACAAGGAGAAUAUGUUUGUGUUUGAGGUGGAGAAACAAGAAUUUGGACUCAAGCCAAUGAACUGCCCUGGCCAUUGUCUUAUAUUUGAUCAUAGGGUCCGCUCAUAUAGAGAACUUCCUCUUCGCCUGGCUGAUUUUGGGGUCCUGCACCGGAAUGAAGCGAGUGGUGCACUAACUGGUUUGACUCGUGUCAGGAGAUUUCAGCAGGAUGAUGCCCAUAUUUUCUGCAGGGAAUCGCAGGUUAAAGAUGAAGUGAAGUCUGUGUUGGAAUUCAUCAGUUAUGUGUACGAAGUGUUUGGCUUCACUUUUGACCUAAAGUUAUCUACGAGGCCGGAGAAAUAUCUUGGGGACUUGGAAGUAUGGGAAAAAGCUGAAGCUGCUCUUGCAGAAGCACUAAACGAGUUUGGCAAACCUUGGGAGAUAAAUGAAGGUGAUGGAGCAUUCUAUGGGCCUAAGAUUGACAUCAGUGUUUCUGAUGCAAUGAGAAGGAAGUUUCAAUGUGCUACUUUGCAGCUGGACUUCCAACUCCCUGCUCGUUUCAACUUAUCCUACUCAGCAGAAGAUGAAACUAAGAGGGAGAGGCCUGUUAUGAUACACCGAGCUAUUCUCGGUUCUGUUGAACGAAUGUUUGCAAUACUUUUGGAGCAUUACAAGGGCAAGUGGCCGUUUUGGCUUAGUCCACGACAAUCAAUAGUUUGCACUGUAUCCGACACAUACGUGCCUUAUGCACUAGAGAUUCGGGAUCGCAUACACGAGGCUGGGUUCUUUGUUGAUAUUGACACUACUGACAGAACAGUUCCAAAAAAGGUACGAGAAGCUCAAUUGGCUCAGUACAACUAUAUAUUAGUUGUUGGCGCGCAAGAAACUGGAACCGGAAAGGUGUCUUUGCGGGUUAGAGGCGGCAAUGAGUUUGAAUCCAUAAGCGUUGAAGGUCUCUUGAAUCUAUUCAAGGAUGAUGUUGCAGCUUUUAGGUAG